This is a messenger RNA of Octodon degus (degu), 1470 nucleotides long. RefSeq names its product olfactomedin-4. The transcript has 6 exons. The record is from RefSeq and is a predicted model, not a curated record. Bases 1 to 1470 code for a protein of 489 amino acids. NCBI's taxonomy places the organism in Eukaryota, Metazoa, Chordata, Mammalia, Rodentia, Octodontidae. Gene Ontology annotation, biological process: signal transduction.
AUGCAGUCUGUCUCAGCCCUUCUGGCCACUCUGCUGCUGCUGCCGCUGUUGCUCCGAGGAGAGCCUGAGCUCAGCAGUGUGUCAGACUUGGUGGAUGAGAGUGGCGCCUGCCAGUGCACGGUCUACCUGCCCAAAAGCUCCAUCAUUCUGCAGCGGCUAGAGGAACUACAAAGUGCAAUGCAGGAGCUCUUCAGCAAGUAUGAGCUGAAGCUCUCCAGGGCCCGUGAGCUUGUGCAUGCCAGUGAUCAUAGACAAUCCCAGGCCCUGGAUGUGAUCGGCAUGCGAGAGUCCAGGAAUUCCAGUCUGGCUGUUCUCUCCUAUGAAAACUCAGUGUUUGACCAGCUGCACCUGGAGCUUGAAAGAAUGAAGAAGCUGGCAGGUCAGCUUAUGGCCAAGGGCAGAGUUAAUAAGGAGAGUGCAGGUCUCCUCCACCAGCUUAAUGACCUGGCGAUGAAUGUCAGCCUCGCCCUCAAGCUUCUGAGCAAUGCUGACCUGCGCAGCUUUGUUGCUCUCCAACAUGAGGUAGACAGUCUGGAGCAGCAACUAAGUGAGUGUGAGAGGGAAAAAGAGCACCAACAGACCUCCAGAUACACGGGUGCACACCAGCCUGCUGGUUCUUGUGUUCAUGGAGUCCUCCAGAGGGUCAGCAGGCCUCUUGUGGUGCAGCUCAACUGGAGGGGCUUACCGUACAAGGCAGGUGCCUGGGGUCAGGAUUCAGCCCCUAACUCAAACUCUUCCCUUCACUGGGUGGCCCCUCUGAGUAAGGAUGGCAGGUACUUUGACUACUAUCGACUAUAUGAGUCUUACGAUGAUCUCAUGCUGCUGCAGAAGUAUGAGGAGUUCAAGAUGGGCUAUGGUGAUGGCAGUGGCAAUACUGUGUACCAGAAUUUCAUGUACUUUAACUACUACCGCACUGCCAACAUGGCCAAGGUGGACCUUUCUUCCAACACCCUGGUGCUACAGCGCCCAUUACCUGGUGCCACCUUCAACAACUGCUUCUCCUAUGCGGGUGUGCCUUGGAUGGACUUAGAUUUUGCAGGUGAUGAGAAGGGGCUGUGGGUGCUCUAUGCCACUGAGCGGAGCAAGGGGAACCUGGUUGUGAGUCUUCUCAACACCAGCACCCUAGCAGUAGAGAGAACCUGGUAUACCAGCCAGUAUAGGCCAGGCCUGUCAGGGGCAUUCAUGGCCUGUGGGGUACUCUAUGCCUUACGCUCACUGAGCACUCGCCAAGAGGAGAUCUUCUAUGCGUUUGAUACUGCCACUGGGAAGGAGACCCACCUUAGCAUCCUGUUGGACAAGACGUUGGAGACGCUGCAUGGUAUCAAUUACUGCCCCAUGGACCACAAACUGUAUGUGUACAAUGAUGCUUUCCUGGUGAAUUAUGACCUCACCUUCCCAACACAGAAGCACAGGCUACAAAGACCGUUAGCCCAACGACCUGUCAAAUCCAGUAAGCUUUCCAGCCCUUGA